Molecule: messenger RNA, 1365 nt
Organism: Didymodactylos carnosus
Lineage: Eukaryota; Metazoa; Rotifera; Eurotatoria; Philodinida; Philodinidae
Source: the annotation of a GenBank genome assembly
AUGGAUGGUAUUGAACUAAGUCAACAGCCAGAACAAGUUAAAUUAUUAAUCGAAUCACCUCUCACCAUAGGGGAAACAACAACUACUAAAAAGUCAACAUUGUUUCCUUAUGGUUAUUUAACACCCUUUUUUCUUGUAACAUUUUUAGUUUUUCUUUGGGGUAUUCCAAGUCAAUUGAAUGGUAUUUUAAUUCGACAGUUUUCGAAAUCAUUUAUUUUGACACAGUUUGAAGCGGGACUUGUGCAAUCAGCAUUCUACAUGGGCUAUUUUUUAUUAGCGAUUCCAGCCGGGUUUUUAAUGCAAAAAUUUGGAUAUAAGUUUGGCUUUUUGUCUGGUUUAGGACUAUUUAGCUUAGGUUGUUUUCUAUUUUGGCCAGCAGCUUUAAUUAAUCGUUAUUCUAUAUUUUUAUUAUCGCUAUUUAUCAUAGCUAGUGGUCUAUCGUUUUUGGAAACAGCAGCAAAUCCGUUUAUUGCGCAACUAGGUGAUCCCGAAACGUCGGAACAAAGACUAAAUUUUUCACAAGCAUUUAAUCCAUUAGGUGCAAUGACGGGCGUAUUGAUCGGUACUUUGUUCAUAUUUUCAGGUAUUGAAUUAGAUGAGCAUGAGAUACAUCAAAGAAAAUUAAAUGGCACGUAUGAGCGGUAUUUGAAGCAGGAGACAUUGCGCGUUAUUCAUCCAUAUUUAGUUUUAAGUGGUAUUAGCCUUCUAUGGGCGAUAUUUACUUUUUUUAUUAAAUUUCCUACAACAGCAACAAAACAAGGGGUUGUUACAACAAUUGCCGACGAUCAGAAUAAUACUGACAAUAAAAAAUUAUGUCGUCCCUAUUUUUUUCUUGCCGUAUUAGCACAGUUUAUGUAUGUUGGUGCACAAGUAUGCACGUGGAGUUAUUUUAUACAAUAUGCACAAGAAUAUACUCAAAUGAAAGAAAAGUCAGCUGGAUAUUGGCUCACCGGGACAUUAGUUAUGUUUGGUUUGGGACGAUUUAGUUCAGCUUAUUUAAUGCAACAUUGGAUUAAAGCUCAAUUACUCAUGGGUAUCUAUGGUAUAAUUAAUAUUGUAUUGGUUCUCGUGGCGAUAUUAAUUCGCGGGUGGGUGGGUUUCAGUUGUUUAUUUUGUACUAGUUUUUUUAUGUCUCUCAUGUUUCCAACAAUAUUCGCAUUAGGAUUAAAAGAUUUAACAGAAAAAAAAGCAAAAUUAGCUGGAUCCUUAUUGGUAAUGGCUAUUGUGGGUGGUGCUGUAUUAACACCGCUGAUGGGAUUAAUAUCAGAGUUAAUGAAAACAAUAGCCAUUGCUUAUUUUGUGCCAUUGUUUGCUUAUGGAUUUGUUGUCUUAUUUGCAUUUAUAGAUUUUUUAAAAAUAAAUUAA